Messenger RNA from Fraxinus pennsylvanica, 963 nucleotides. The record is from the annotation of a GenBank genome assembly. Lineage: Eukaryota; Viridiplantae; Streptophyta; Magnoliopsida; Lamiales; Oleaceae.
AUGAAGAAUUCAGCGCCCAAGAAUCCCCUCCAAUUGGGCCACAGCAUCAAGCACGAUCUUGCUCUGAACGCCUCAAGGGCCCUGAGAAUCCAUGGCUUCAACGCCAUAGCCACCCUUCUUCAAUUCUCCCCCGAACUCUUCCUCUCUGGGCCAGAAUCGACUAUCUUUGCAAUCCAAGAUUCUGCCAUGUCUAAUGUUUCUGUCCCGCCUUGGGUGAUGAAACAACUCCUGCAGUACCACACCAGCCCCUCGAAGCUGCCAAUGCAAGAAUUGAUGAAGAAGCCCCACGGAAGUUGCUUGACGACCCUUGUUUAUGACAAGAAUUUGAUGAUCACGACGAAGAAUGAUACGAAAACGGGUUCAAUUGAGAUCAACAGUGUGUUGAUUUCUCAUCCUGACAUGUUUCUUGAAGGGCCCGUUUCAGUACACGGUGUUCUUCGGCCUUUCUCUGAUAUAGAUCAAAAUUGGGAUUUCAUUCAAUCUCCUGGGUGCAAUUCUAAUCAGUCACUAGUUUCUAAUUUUAAUGAAAGGAGGGAUAUGGUCGAAUGGGCCCGAAUAGUCCAAUUGUUGAGCUCGAAUGGGUUCGUUUCCUUUGCAAUUGGAUUGCAUUCUGUUCUCAAUGGAAUCCUUCAAGAUUAUCCAGAUUUAGGUUCUGUGACAAUCUUUGCUCCACCGAAUUCAGGCUUCAUAUCGUCCCCUUGGCCACUGCUUUACAAAAUUGUUAGAAGUCAUAUUCUGCCUAAGAGGUUUACUUACUUGGAUUUGACUUCAUUGCCUAAGAAUAAUUCUCUGUGGAAUCUGGUUCCCGGUGAACAUCUACAGAUUAGUACAAAUAAACUUUCGCACGUUCUUUCUGUUAACGGAGUGGAAAUCACUUUGCCGGAUAUCCUUUCGUCCAAGAAGUUUGUGAUUCACGGAAUUUCCAGAGCUUUUGAAGUACAAUCAGAUGGGUUCAUUUCUUGA